AUGGCAAUGAUGACUGGCCGUGUGCUGCUGGUGUGUGCCCUCUGCGUGCUGUGGUGCGGUGCCGGCGGUGGUUUUGCGGACAAGGUGGUGGAAGCUGCUGCCGGUGUUGUUGCCAGUAACAGAACGGAUGAGGAGAAUUUGAUCUUGAAUUGGUAUGUUCUGACGCAGGAAGAAUGCGCGAAUGAAAGCACGACAGGAGGGAAGUUGAAUGUGACAGCUGAGAGGAUCUGCAUGCACAAAGUGAUGAAGGGGAUUUGUAACGCUUUUUAUAAUAAAACGUCGGGUGUAACUCAUGACCGUGACGCUAAGUUUAUUUGUACGUAUUACGCUACCAUUCCAGAGGAGCCCGUCGAACCCACAACACCGCAAGGGCCAACAUCACAUUCAGCUGUCAGCAAUACCACCAGUGAUGAUGGGGCGCCGAAGAAUGCACCGGAAUCCGAUGUUGCAGGGAGAGGAGAAGGAAAAGACGAUUACAAGGAGCACGGCAAUACGAAGCAAAAAGCAGUCGAAACCGCCGCUGUGGAAAAUGACACGAAGACUACCGACAGUGACGUCAGCACCGCGGUCUCCCACACAACCUCCCCUCUUUUUCUUCUUGUUGUUGCGUGUGCGGCUGCUGCUGCUGCGGUGGUGCAUGGACUAUGUGAUUGUGUGGGGAGGUGCAUUGGGGUGACGAACACUUCUGUUUGGCGUGUCUCGGUGUGUUGGAAUGAUGUUCGGAUGACACGUGAAGGGUGUUGUCUUUAG
Molecule: messenger RNA, 750 nt
Organism: Trypanosoma cruzi
Lineage: Eukaryota; Euglenozoa; Kinetoplastea; Trypanosomatida; Trypanosomatidae
Product: mucin-associated surface protein (MASP), putative
Exons: 1
Coding region: 1-750 (249 amino acids)
Source: RefSeq, a predicted model, not a curated record